CCAUCUAGAAUCAAGUCAUCAACCCAUGCUAAUCCUUUACCAAAUGUAGCCUAAUCUUUCGUAUCUACACUAUCAAUUUAAUUCCAUAUAUCCUCCUAAUUCACUUCACCAUCUCGCAUAUCUUUCAAAUCAAUAUUUUCCUUCUCAACAUUGAUUUCAGCGCGUGUGAGAGUUUGAAUUCCAAAUAAAAAAACAUCAAUAGAGUGAAAGGGGGAAAGGGUGCGGCAAUGGAUGCUCUACGAUUCUAACAAGGCGAUAAGGAGGAAAGACGAAAAUGCCCGCUGUUUGGUUCGCUUUGAGGAGGACAAUGAAAUGCAGAUCAGAGCAAACCGACGUCCAUGAUCCCGAUGCGGCGGCGAGCAGCAAUCUGAGCAAUAUCUCGACGAAGAGGUCGAGCGCCCGGUCCGGUUGUUCGAGGUCGAUUUCGAAUCUGAAAGACGUGAUCAACGGCAGCAAGAGACACAUGGAGAAGCCCGCAAUCUGCAGCCCGAGAUCCAUCGGAAGCAGCGAGCUUCUCAACCCGAUCACUCACCAGGUCAUGCUCGACAGCGCCACGUGUGAGCUCAAAAUCAGCGGCGCAUACGGCGCCUCUGAUUUUGUCGGAGUACUGAAGCCGCUCGGCCAGGGCACCAGCCCUGGCCGAAGGUCGUCAAGUAGAAGGGGUGGUGUUUCUUCCACAAGGACGAGAUCUUCAUUCGGAGGCCUCUUCUGCCCCAAAUGUGGCGACCACUUUGUCAGAUGGGAAGCUCUCGAGGCGCAUCACCUCUCCAAACACGCAGUUAGUGAAGUAGGCGAGGGAGACUCUUCUAGAAGGAUCGUGGAGAUAAUCUGUCGAGCGAGGCCGGACAGUGCUCGGACCGGAAUCGAGAGGAUUCUGAAAGUGCACAACAUGCAGAAGACAUUGGCACAAUUUGAGGAGUAUCGAGAAGUGGUGAAAAUCAGAGCGAGCAAACUAGCUAAAAAGCAUCCGCGUUGCCUGGCCGAUGGGAACGAGCUGCUGAGAUUCCACGGCGCGAUGCUGGAGUGCCCUCUCGGCGCGAAGGGGUCAGCCAGCCUCUGCGCGUCCGAGAAAUGCAGGGUGUGCCGGAUUCUACAGGACGGGUUCGUGGGAAGGAAAGAGGGAGUGUUCACGGCCUCAACGAGCAGCAGAGCGAUCGAAAUGGUGGAAGGGGAUUCGUCGCUGAGGAAGGCACUCAUAGUUUGUAGAGUGAUAGCGGGAAGGGUGCAUAGGCCGCUGGAGAGUAUUGAGGAAAUGGUUUCUCAGUCAGGUUUUGAUUCGGUUGCUGGGAAAGUGGGGGCUCAUUCCAACAUUGAAGAGCUGUAUUUGCUCAGCGCAAGAGCUCUGCUUCCUUGCUUUGUAGUCAUAUACAAAUGUUGAACUUGAACAUAAAUUUGAUUUGCCUUCCUUCCACUUGAGUUUUUCAUUCUAUCAACUCUGCUAUAUUCGUUAUACUCCAUUCUUUCGCCCAAAGACAGGGUUGAUUUAGUAUAAUUCUCUUCACUGGAUA
Messenger RNA from Salvia hispanica, 1508 nucleotides. RefSeq lists its product as uncharacterized. NCBI's taxonomy places the organism in Eukaryota, Viridiplantae, Streptophyta, Magnoliopsida, Lamiales, Lamiaceae. The record is from RefSeq and is a predicted model, not a curated record.